Messenger RNA from Physcomitrium patens, 762 nucleotides. RefSeq lists its product as uncharacterized. Lineage: Eukaryota; Viridiplantae; Streptophyta; Bryopsida; Funariales; Funariaceae. The record is from RefSeq and is a predicted model, not a curated record.
CUGGAAUAAAAUAAACAACUGGACAAAAGGGCAAAAAGCAACGCAUACAGCCAGUGUUGGUUAAUGAGCCGAUUGGCACUGCAAAAAUGACACACUCCCUGCAAAAAUGCCCUCUCUCUGUGGAGUGGAGUGGAGUGGAGUGAGUGAGUGUGUGAGUGGGUGGAUGGGUGGUGAGAAUUUUCCCACUGGCUUGGGUGUGGCUUUUCUGAGCAAUGCUUCCAUUUGUCAGUGGCCCUGAAUCAAGCUUAGCUUUACUUUGCAUACAGCCAGAGUUGACGAGCCUGGGGAAGAUCUAGUAGGGGGGGGGGGGAGGUUAAACCAGCAGGAAUGUGCUGGAAUGAGGACCGAGGAAAGAGUUGUAGCAGCAGCAUCAGCGUCAGCAAAAGGAGCAAAAGUAGCAAAAGAAGAAGCAGAAGAAGAAGCAGAAGAAGAAACAAAAGGACAGCGCAAGAAGAAGAAGAAGGAAGAAGGAAGAAAUAUCCGGGUGGAUUGUUGCAACUGAGUUGGCCAUGGUGGAGUGGGAGAGAUGGGGCACUCGCACUCGGAGAGUCACUAACUGGUCACUGGGGUGGUGGAGAAACCGAGGACGGAGCGGGGCGAGAGAGAUGGGAGGAGGUCGUGUUCUGGAACAGCCUACACAGGGAACCUUUUGAGUUCGGGGCCAAUUGGAACUGGACACCGUCGAACGCAUAGGACCAGGUGGCAAGAUCUCACCGUUACGCGAUUCUCAACUCAGGGGGUUGCCCCCCCCCCCCCCCCCCC